GUGCUCUUUUGCGCUGUCCACUUGUGUUGUACCGUGACAUACUUGUGUCGCUGUCAAGACCAGAGCGCAGUGCGCCUGUAUCACGAACAGAUAUCACGAACCUGUCAGUAACGAUAUCGAUUUAUGUCUAUUCACCCAAAGCCUGUGCCUCUCGUGGCACCUGGACACACUCGCCCAGUAACUCACCUUUCUUUUUCACCACUGCAAGACGAUGGCACCUAUCUUCUUGUGUCCAGCUGCAAAGAUGGCAAUCCGAUGCUUAGAGAAUGGACCGGUGACUGGAUAGGCACAUUUUUGGGUCACAAGGGUGCAGUAUGGAGCACAAAGCUCUCUCCGGAUGCUUCGCGAGCGGCAUCAGGAAGCGCUGACUUCACUGCAAAAAUCUGGGACACAUAUUCAGGAGACGUGUUGCAUUCAUUCCCUCACAAUCAUAUUGUUCGAACUGUGGCAAUCUCUCCGACGUGUUCUCACCUUCUUACUGGCGGUCAAGAGAAGAAGGUCAGAAUAUUUGACCUUGGACGGCCAGACGCAGAGGCAGACUUCCUUGGCGAUGUCGGCCUACCAUCGCAUGAUGGAACUGUAAAGAGCGUAGUUUGGGUUGGAGAACAUACCGGUGUAUCUGCUGGCGAAGAUGGUAUCAUCAAAUGGUGGGACCUGCGCACGCAAAAACUUACAACAACUAUGACAUUCCCUAAUCCCAUAACUUCGAUGGAACUAUCGCCGCAAACCAAGCGUCUGGUUGUGACAUCAGGAAAAACUGUCGCAUUUAUACCUGCUUUACCUAGUGGUACUCCAACACAUAGUCUCAACCUAGCGUACUCGCCAUCAUCCGCAUCUGUUCAUCCUAUCCUUCAAGACCGCUUUGUCACAGGCAAUCUUGGUGAUGAGUGGGUCAGGGUCCAUGGAAUGGAUGGGGAGGAGAGGGAGAUCUUGAAGGGGCAUCACGGACCUGUCCACUGCGUCGAGUUUAGCCCUGACGGUGAAGUAUAUGCAAGCGGCAGUGAGGAUGGUACAAUUCGUCUCUGGCAAACAACACCCGGGAAGGCAUACGGCUUGUGGCAAGGUAAUGCUAGUGGUGGUUAGGAGAGAGUGGUUGGGAGACACCGUACACCAUCUAACAUCUUUAGGUCAUACAUUGUCGAUUAGUUUGUGGAAAUGUUCGUUGAUCGAGCAAGGGGAUACACCAUGUAAUGUCAGGAAGUUUACAAUUCAAUCAUAUUAUACUGUUUCCAAUCUACAUGACCAUCUGCAUUCGACAGCUAUUGGUCUUGCAAUCUGUUCCCAAUCAUA
Suillus subalutaceus is the source of this 1290-nucleotide messenger RNA. RefSeq names its product WD40-repeat-containing domain protein. The coding region runs from base 124 to 1083 and encodes 319 amino acids. NCBI's taxonomy places the organism in Eukaryota, Fungi, Basidiomycota, Agaricomycetes, Boletales, Suillaceae. Gene Ontology annotation, biological process: spliceosomal snRNP assembly. The record is from RefSeq and is a predicted model, not a curated record. The transcript is spliced from 5 exons. Gene Ontology annotation, cellular component: SMN complex. Gene Ontology annotation, molecular function: RNA binding; protein binding.